AUCCGGAUUUAACAUUUUAAGGUCCAUUCACCCCACUGUUGUAGGUGUUCACUUAGACGAGUAUUUCACAUUCGUCUAUAUUUUCUCAACCCAUGCAGGGGAUUCUUAGUCUAUCAUUAUAUGUUCUCGAGAACUUUACUUGUUUACUUCAGGUAAAUUAAUCCUUCUAGGAGUAAUUAAUCCUUCUGGGAGUUUCAAAUAUAUUUAACAUCUUUCGGGAAUUCAAACAAAUAGGCUAUCACAACAAUUUUCAAACUUUGAUUUGAAAAAGUAGUUGCACCCACCACAGGGGAGUAUAACUCCUCUUAAAUAAUGAUAGGUCUUUUCGAGAAACCCAUUGCAAAACAUUGUGCGAUAUCUCUCACAAUUUCAUACUUUCCAAUAGCACAAAAAUUUGUUUGUAUCCCGCUAGUUUUGCCCUUUUUUAGGUGCAAGGACUUCUGGUCCUUAAACUUUAUGCUCCUUGAGCAAGUUUCAUGAUUUCUUAAUAUAUUGGCCAAUAAAAUCAUCAUUUGCAUGCAUCAAUAGAGUUUUACUCUUGAUCCUCACUUGUACAUAUCAUAUUCAGUACUGAAGUACAACAAACAAAUUUCAUCGACAAUGAUUUCAUUACGGUUCCAGUAUCGUAGUCUAAUAUGGUUUUGAGAUCUCUUCGCUUUCACAACUUUCAGAGACAUGUGUUCUUCUGGAACUAAAAUUAUAAUUAAUUCUUGGUUACUCUUCUUGAGUUUUCAUGUCCUCGAGUUGACCAUUCUAAUUACAGCUCCUUUUCUUUCUCGAUGAUGUUUAUCAUUGGAACCGAUUGGUCUAUCACGCUUCAUGCGCUCUUUCAUACACAUUUUUUUAUAUUAGAGUAUCCAACAAGGAUAUCAAAUGUACAACAGGUACAUCAUGACUUUGAUAAUGCAAUUGUUAUUUUAUCCUUAUUUAUAAUUCUUCUCUUUUCUCACUUCUGGUGAAAAGAUCCAAACAAUACAUUUAGCAUAUAUAUAAUCAUGUUUAUAGCUCCAUUCACUUCGGGGAAUAGAUUGUUUCAUUCACUUCUGGGAAUGAAAAUGUCUCAAGUGCAAUAUCAUUUUCAUCUUUAAUGGAGAAUAUACCAACUUAUAAUACAAAAAAUAUGUUCCAUAAUAUUGAUAUUGCAUCAGCAUAUUUGAAUUUGCUCUUCCCUUUGAUUCUUGGUAGAAUCAAGUCUUUUGCGUACAACGGGUACGAAACAAACACACUUUUCCAUUACAAUGGUAACAUACAGAACCAAUAUUCUUAUUAUCAUGUCCUUUUCUUUCUUUGCCCUUGAAUUCUUCAAUUUCCACUUCUGGGGAAUAUAUGGGCUCUUGGAACUUGCAUUUUCUACAUAUCAAUGUGGGAUUGAUAAGAACAGGAUAACACGGAGAAUUGAAAAAUUAACUCAUCACUUAUAUUACUUUUCUUGUUAUUGCUACUACAUGAGAAAUUUUUAAUUUGCGAUAAUGUCAAAAACACCAAUUUAAUUUUAAGGAAUCAAUGUAUGUAUUGUAAAACACAUAAUAAUAUAAAUCAAAUUACACAACCCAAAAUUUUAAUUCAAAUAGAUGUACGAGAUAAAAUAUCAAUGGAUGGUAUACUAUGAAAAAGAGUAGCAUCCAUCUUAAUAUAUUGGAAUGAGAUAAUCUCACCACAAAUAAGACAAUAAGAUAAGAAAGGAUCUAAGAAUUACAUACCUUGAUCAUAUUGUGAACUUACUCCAAUAUACUAGAUCGUGUAGAGAGACAAUGACCAACCAUGAUGCUAGCAGAGCUUCGUGCUGAUAACGUGUUAUGAAACUAAUGAAAAUAUAAACAACUACAAGAGAAUAUUAGAGAGGAAAAGACACAAGAGAAGAGAGGGGAAGAGUUCUUCUUAUUCAUUCUUCACUUUUGAUACAAUGGUGUGCUAUAUUUAUAGGCACACUUUGGUAACCACUACAUCCUUAUAUCAAUGCAUAUGAAUGAGAGAUAAUAAUGUAGAAAUAGAGGUUACAUGUAACUCCCAAGUGAGCAUCUAAUGUGGUAGGUCAUUGGUCAUCCAUAUCAAUAUUUACAUAAUAUGUCAUUCAUUAUGAUAUCAUAUACCACCAUUUUAUCACCAAUAAUCAUGGAAGAGGGUCUUAUAAUUGAUCCAAUUUUUUCUAUAAAUAUAUUGAGUCACAAACAAUUCGUUGAUUCUAUGCAAGUUUUUUUGAAGAAUCAAGUUAAAAAAGAGGUAAACUGUAGUAGAAGGUCGUAUAUAGAUGGUCCUCUGAAACGCAAGAAUGCAUAUAUACCGCAAAAACUAGAGCAAGAAUGCAUAUAUACAGCAAAAACUAGAGCGGACAAGGAAUAUUGUAGUAUUCAUCAUCAAAACUUAGUAGCUUGGAUCAUUAUCAUAGUGGAGAAGAAUAAAUGAUCCAUUUUCAAUUUUGUUCUUUACUUAGUUUGUAUCUUAUUCGUUGUAACUCGUGAUUGAAAAUAUUUAUAGAAAAUAUUUAUCAUCAAAACUCAGUCGCUUGGAUCACUAUCAUGGUGGAGCUUAAAUGAUCCUUUUUUAAAAUUUUCUUUACUUAAUUAGUUUGUAUCUUAUUCCUUGUAACUCAUAUUUGAAAAUAUUUAGUAGAUUAAUUUGUUGUUUAUAAAAUGAUAUUCAAUUUGAUAUAUUUAUGGUAUUUUUUAUUGGGCCAAGAAUUCCGCCACUACUUUUGUUAGAUGAUUGUUAGUCUCAGCAUUCAAACUUAAAGUGUGGUGAAUUUUAUCCUCCUAUAUAAUCACAUGAUAUUUAUUUUUGUACCGGUGUAAUUUCUAACACCCUGACACAUUUUGAUCUUUAUGACCGUGGCAUGUCUUUUUUUUUAUUAUAUAACCACUAUGAUAUAAUGUUAGGCUAUCAUGAUAUAUUAACGUGUUUCCAGAAUAUAUCAGAAUAGAUGUCUUGUAGAUAUGAUUUUUUUUUCCUUUCAAAGUUGUGUAUAUUUUCUCUUUGAAAUUUAAGUUAACACGAAUACUUAUUGAAAGUUAAAAAUGGUUAUGAACUGGUACGUACACAUCCUUUGGGUUAUGCUCCUUAAGCAGGCGAUUACAAUUAGAUCGGAUUAGAUUUUGAACAACAGUAAGCUUUGAUGUAUUAAACUUUCGUCUUCAUUAUUUAUACCACCAUUCGCCAACUGAUUUGCUGAACUCAACUCCACCAUUCCUCUUCUUCUUCUUCUUCUUCUUCUUCUUCUUCUUCACCUAAUUCCCAAUUCGAUCCACCGUCAAAAUCUCUUCUAUAGAAGCAUAGUAACGAUGGAAAGCGAGGAGGAAUUGGGAGGAGAAGGCGAAUUCAGAAUCAGCUUGGAUUCUCCAAACCUCUUCGUCCGGUCACCUGACAAAACCAACAUCUGGGUCUACGAGCUGGAAGCCACGCCGGCGGCCGAGUCGCCCUCCACAACCAUAAUCCGCAAGCAAAACUGGACCCACCUCUACUGCGUGGGGCCCAACCUCGAGUACACCGUGCUGGAGGUGAUGGGCUCCGACAUCGACGAAGACCAGCUCACCCGUUUGGCAGAGGACCUCUGCUACUCCCGCCUCAUCGUCAACUCCGACGGUUACUGCUUCAUCGACACCGCAGGGAUCGUCGAUUCGUCCGCCGGGUUCGAGUACUACCGCCUCAACGACAUAUUCAGCUGGUCCGAUUACGGAGUCGAUCAACAAUCGGAAAUGGGUGGGGACUCGGCCGCGCCUUCGCUCCCCUGGAACCGAUGCAACAUGAGAACAGGGGAGGAGCUGGCGCCGGAUCAGCAGGGCGACGGGGAGAGCUUGGAGGAGCUUCGUCGCGAAAUCGACGGCUUACAGGAGACUCUGGACGAGAAAGAGGAGGAAAUUCGGAGGCUGAAAGCGGAGAUUGAGAAGAAAUCAAAAGGCAGAAACCCGCCGCCGCCCCUUGCCUCAGGCAGGGGCAGGAAUCCGCGGCCUCCUCCUCCUCCUCCCCCUCCGCCGCCGUCAAAUCAACCUCGCUCUCGGCCUAGUACUAAACACCAGGGCCAGACGAAUUCCCCUUCCCCUUCCCCUUCUCCUUCUCCUUCUCCCCCGCCGCCGACGCCACCUCCUCCUCCGCCGAAGCACAGAAAACUGGCGCCACAGCCUGUGGUGGAGGAUCCCAGCAAGGCUGCAGGCAGCAAUCGAAGGCGACUGCCGCCGAUUAAGCUUCGAUUGUCGGCCGAUUCAGCCUCCCACUGCCUGCCACUUAAGAGGGCGGAGGGCGCCGCGAUGCGGACGUUUCUGCCGUACGAUGAGGAUGUGGCGGGGCUUUUCCCGAGGAACGUGACGGUUCGUUGGAGCGGCGACGAGUUCGACGGCGAGAAUUGGUGGUACUUGAAAGCCUGGGAGAGCGGAGCGGAAGUGAUGAUUGCUUACUACGAAGGGGAGCUGGACAGCGAUUGCCGCGGCGACAAGACUUUCGACAUUCCGUAUCGUAAAGAAGCAGCGGCGGCGACGGCUUUCAGCUCUUCCCCACAGUGCUUCGCGGGUUUGGUUCGCGGAGUUGGUGUCAGGUUCAUGUUUGUGUAUUAGUAUUAGUCCUCCUUUGCCUCUUCGCUUCAAUUGGGGUGUUGGUUCGGGAAAGGGUAAGAAUAUUGAGGAUGGAUAUGGAAAAUUCGGUUGAGUGAAUGACGUGUGCGUAUUGGGUAUUGGCCGUAGCCAGUAUGGAAUCAAGUCAAAAAGAUGAA
Linum trigynum is the source of this 4696-nucleotide messenger RNA. NCBI's taxonomy places the organism in Eukaryota, Viridiplantae, Streptophyta, Magnoliopsida, Malpighiales, Linaceae. The record is from the annotation of a GenBank genome assembly.